Cicer arietinum (chickpea) is the source of this 1644-nucleotide messenger RNA. NCBI's taxonomy places the organism in Eukaryota, Viridiplantae, Streptophyta, Magnoliopsida, Fabales, Fabaceae. The record is from RefSeq and is a predicted model, not a curated record.
AUGAGAGGUGCGUUUGGUCAAAUUAUUCGUAACUUGAUAGGUGACAGAGGUGAUGGUGUAGAGAGAAUUCCACCAACAGCAUCAAACAGACGACGCAACGAAGCAAAUCGUCCAAUUAGGCAGCGUCGUCGAAGACAAGAGGAGGUCCAGGAUGAUGAUAUUGAGUCCACCGAGCAUGCACAUAUGGAGGAGGAUGUCCCUCAGCCUCCACAGAUGGAGCAUGCCGCUGAUGAUGUUCAUGAUACUUCUGCACAUGCUGAUGAGUCGGAUGAUGCUGCUGAUAUUGAUGAUCAGGAUCAGCAGACCGGAUUUCCCGGAGGACCGACGGAUUGUGGAUCACUAAAGGUAAUUACUCAUGGAUUGAAACUGAAGAAGUUUGCGGAAGUUCCUAUGCUAGCUCCUGUAGAGCAUUGGAUUCAGGAAUCUGGGCUGAUGCAUCUAUCUUCAGGCUACCUCACAAUGGCUGAUGCUGGUCUGAUAUCCGCAUUUGUUGGAAGAUGGCAUAGAGAGAUCAACUCAUUUCAUCUGCCAUUUGGAGAGAUGACUAUCACCUUAGACGAUGUCGCGACUCUCCUUCACAUCUCACCACAUGGUAAAAUUUUUGAUGCACCUUUGAAUAUGAAUACUAAUAAUGCUGCAAGAGCUGCACAUGAGUACUUAGGUGCAACAUGGGGUGUCCAAUAUAGAUUGCAAUGGUUGCGUGAUUUAUAUAGUCGUCUCAUUCAAACUAACCAGUUUGAGUGUGCGGCUAGAACGUAUCUGUUGCAUUUAGUUGGCUGCACUAUUUUCUCCGAUAAAACACAUAUGCGUGUUGUGGCGAAAUACGUUACUCUUUUUAUUGAUUUACAUCGUUGUCGAGACUACUCGUGGGCUUCCGCGGUAUUGGUUUUCCUUUAUGACAACUUGGGAGAUGGAGUUGUCCACGACACUCGACAGUUGGGAGGUUACAUGACUCUACUACAGUGUUGGAUUUACGAGCACUUUCCUAGGAUCUGUAAGCGGGGUGAUAGAGGAGCGGUUCCUGCGCAUCUUCCAAGAGCAUGUAGGUGGACUGCAAAACAUGUUGUCAAAGGUGGAUUGAUGGCAUAUCGUCGGAGACUUGAUGCGUUGUUGCUCGAGGAUGUAGUGUUUACACCAUAUGAUGAUGAUCGAGCUAAUCAUCCGUUUGUAUCGAUUUCGAUGUUUUCUGGAUAUCUUCUAUGUGGUGGAGUCUCAGUCCCAUAUUUGCCAGAGCGAUGUCUUCGACAAUUUGGUCGUAUUCAGUGCAUUCCGUAUGACGUUCAUCCGAUGUCGGACAAUAUAGAUUGGGUCUGGCAGAGUACUAUGAGAUCAUCUGUAGAGACCUUUCGAAGGCUAUAUCUUGUUGCGACUUUUCCUGUAGAGGUCACUGCAGACUACUAUGCAUGGUACAUUAGUGUUUCACAUCCUUUGAUUCUCCCUCCAUCCACUAUUGCACCUUCGAGUCCACAUACUACUGUUGCUGCACAUGCAGGUCCAUCAUCGUCUGCACAUGCUGGUAGAGACCAUAGAGAUCGUAGAGACCGUAGUGCAGCUGAGCUUGCACAUAGGGCCUUAGAUAUGGUAACACCAUUUAGUGAGAUUCAUGACAUAUUGAGUGAAUUAUGUCGCUUGUAUGACGAUUAG